Messenger RNA from Microthlaspi erraticum, 264 nucleotides. NCBI's taxonomy places the organism in Eukaryota, Viridiplantae, Streptophyta, Magnoliopsida, Brassicales, Brassicaceae. The record is from the annotation of a GenBank genome assembly.
AUGAAGAUGCACCGUGGCAUAUUGCUCGUGAUCACACUCUUGGCCCUGAUCAAGACCGCGGUUUCCUACCGUUAUCCGAUAGAGCAGUGCCGUGACGUGUUCGAGAGUUUCAUGCCGUGCAUGGGAUUCGUCGAGGGAAUAUUCCAGGAACCUUCUCCUGAAUGCUGCAGAGGCGUGACUCGCUUGAACAACAUCGUCAAGUUCACGUCUCCAGUUACUAUACUCUUUCUUGAUCUUUCGGCUUCGGUUUCUUCUCACCAUUGA